AUGUUUAUUUACUUAAGUAAAAAAAUUGCUAUACCAAAUAACACAAAAUUAAAUUGCCUAGCUUGGAACAAAGAACAAGGCUAUAUAGCAGUCGGAGGAAGUGAUGGCCUCUUAAAAAUUUUAAAACUUGAUUCUGGAAAUGAUAAUAAAAUGAAAGGCUUGGCAGCACCAUCAAAUUUGUCUAUGAAUCAAACUCUUGAGGGUCAUAGCGGAGAAGUUCAAGUUAUAGUCUGGAAUGAAAUAUAUCAAAAAUUAACUACAAGUGAUCAGUAUGGUUUAAUAAUUGUUUGGAUGUUGUAUAAAGGUUCUUGGUAUGAGGAAAUGAUCAAUAAUAGAAAUAAAUCUGUAGUGAAAGGAAUGUCUUGGAGCAGUGAUGGGCAAAAAAUUUGCAUAACUUAUGAAGAUGGUGCUGUUAUAGUUGGGAGCGUUGAUGGAAAUCGAAUUUGGGGAAAAGAAAUUAAGGGAGCUAAAUUAAGUGCUGUUCAAUGGGCACCACAUGUAAAACUAAACAUUCAUUUAAGUCCUGUAGUAGCAUCUAGAACUAAAACAAUAGUUGGUUUGGAUUGGUAUGAUGGCAAGCAAGGGUUGAUCGAUGAACAUUGUCCAGUGUUAGCUCUAUGUUAUCACAGUGGACACAUGCAAUUAAUGAAAAAUGAAUAUGAUGAAAAUCCAGUGGUUAUUGAUACUAAUAUGAAAGCUGUUUGUUGUAAAUGGAAUCACAAUGGAACUGUCAUAGCUGUUGUCGGAACAAUGAUUCUCCCAAAUGAGCAUAAAGAAAACAAUGUUAUUCAAUUUUUUAAUCCCUACGGAGAACACAUAAGAACACUCAAAGUGCCUGGUGAGAAUGUAACAAGUUGCGAAUGGGAAGGUAAUUCACUCAGAGUGGCCCUAUCAGUAGAUUCCCAUAUAUAUUUUGCCAACAUCAGGCCUGAUUAUAAAUGGACGAGCCUUAAUAAUGGAAGGAUUAUUGUCUAUUCAUAUAACAGCCUUAAUCAACAAGGAACUUGCAUAUGUUUUUGGGAUACAAAAAAAGGAGAAACACACAUCAAACAUUUUUCCGGUUUGCUGGGCAUUACUGGUUAUUCAAUGUAUUGUGUUGCUGCAUUUCGCACAGAUGAUCCGAAAAUAUUUAAAAUCAUGUUAUUUAAUUCGAUUGCUACAUUAAUUGAUACAAAAGAUAUAGAAAUAGAACCUCUUUGGUUAGCCAUAAACUCAUCUGCAGUUUUUAUUGCUUCAAAAAAUAACUUUGCCAUUUGGAGUUUCAAAGCUCAUGAAGUUCAUUCAUCCGUUAAUUUAGUUCAUAAAAAAAUUAAAAUAUAUCACAUAGAUGACAUACCCUGUGGUGUAGCAGACGUCAUUCAAGACUUGGACGUAAAUUAUGAGCCUGUUAAAGAUACGUUUGCCACAUCCGAUCCCAUCUGCUGUAUCACGGCAUCGGACAAAAUUCUGUUGAUAGCUAGAGAAUCUGGAGUUAUACAACAUUAUACACUUCCUCAUAUCGCCCUUACAUUGAGAUACAGCGUUCAUAAUAGACUCUAUUCCAUGUUUAUCAAUUGUGAUUCUACCAAAUGUGCUCUUAUAGAUGUUUCCGGAAUCUUAACUUUUCGCAAUAUUGAAGAAUCAAAUGAAUUUACAUUAAAAAGUCACACAGUAACCAAUCAAAAUCCAACAACUGAAAGAAAAGACGUGUGGGCUUUGUGCUGGGCUAGCGACAAUCCAAGCUUGUUGGCUACAAUGGAAAAAACUCGUAUGUAUAUUUUAAGAAAUGACGAACCGGAGGAACCCAUUAUUAGCGCAGGUUACAUAUGUUCAUUUAAGGAUUUAGAAAUUCGAGGAGUUUUGCUUGACGAAAUCAUGAAAAAUCCAGAACAACCCAGUCCGGAACACAUUCUCGAUUUAGAAGUGAAAUCUUUAAGAGAUACGAGGGAACUUUUAGAUAAAGUUGGCAUAACGGAAGCACCUGCAUUUAUCGAAGACAAUUCUCAUCCAAUUUUGUGGAAAUUGUUAGCUGAAUCCGCACUCAAAAAAAUGGAUUUAACAAUAGCUGAAUCAGCAUUUGUAAGAUUUUCAGAUAUUCAAGGACUUCAAUUUGUCAAGAGACUUCAAAAUAUUCACAGUGAAAGUUUACGAAAAGCCGAAAUAGCAUCUUACCUGGGAAAUUUCGACGAAGCAGAAAAAAUUUACCUUGAAAUCGAUAGAGCUGAUUUGGCCGUUCAAUUGCGAGAAAGGUUGGGCGAUUGGUUUCGUGUUGCUCAACUCAUGAAAAUAGGAGUCGCAGGGUCGGAUAUUCAAUACGAAAAAACUUACAAUUCGAUUGGAGAUUAUUUUGUUGAUCGACAAAAUUGGAAAAGCGCUCAAGAAUAUUAUGAAAAAUCAAGAAAUUUCGAAAAGGAAGCUAUGUGCGCUUAUAUGCUCGAAGAUUGGGAAAGUUUAAAAGCUAUUUCCAGAAAGCUUAACGAAAAACACCCAUUUCUCGUUAAGUUAGGAACCAUGUUGGCAAAUGUUGGUAUUUGUAAAGAGGCGGUAGAUGUUUUUGUAAAAGCGGGCGAAAUCAAAAAAGCUGUUGAUUGUUGCAUCACUCUAUCUCAAUGGUCGGAAGCCAUAAGGUUAGCAGUAAAACAUCAGUAUCCAGGUGUCAGUAAAUUACUAGCGUCUAGUGCAAAACAACUUAUCGAGUCUGGAAAAAUUUUAGAAGCCAUUGAUUUUCUUUCCAAAGCUCAACAAUACAUAGAAGCUGCUAAACUAAUGUUUAUGGUUGCUGACGAUGAAGCAAAAAAAACAAAAGAUUUAGUGUACAUAAAAAAACUUUACGUUUUAGCCGCUUUGAUUCUCGAGGAAAAACAAAAAACUAAAAUAGGUGAAUUGUCAACGAUUUUAGAAGGGGAAACUACGACCGAUUUGCUCGAGCCCUGGAGAAAAGCAGAAGCCUACCAUUUUUUAAUUUUAGCCGAAAAGCAACUGCAGCAAGGAUACAUAGAUUCGGCGAUGAGAACGUCGUUAAUUUUAAACAAUUACGAAGACAUUCUCGAUCCAGAAGAAAUUUAUUGCCUUCAAGCCAUCACUUCGGCUGGCACGCAUUAUUUUGCAAUUUGUUCAAAGUCUCUGUCAAGGCUUGAGGCUCUUCCCGACUUACCCGAGGAUAAAAAAACGGAAUAUGAAGCCCUUGCACUCGACCUAUUUUCUAGAAAUUGCCCUCGCGAUCCGAAAGAAAAUCUAGUAGAAUGUUCAAUUUGUUUAACUCUUAUUUCUAGUUUAUUCGACACUUGUCCAAAUUGCAAAACUAAAUUUCCCGUUUGUGUGAUAACAGGAAUUCCAAUAUUAAAUGAUUCUAAUAUUUGGACUUGCACAACUUGUCAUCAUAAAGCUGUCGCACAUGAUGCAGCCAUAAGAAAAACUUGUGCGCUUUGUCACGCAUCUACGUAA
This is a messenger RNA of Pediculus humanus corporis (human body louse), 3423 nucleotides long. Its product is annotated as WD-repeat protein, putative. The transcript is spliced from 2 exons. NCBI's taxonomy places the organism in Eukaryota, Metazoa, Arthropoda, Insecta, Psocodea, Pediculidae. Gene Ontology annotation, cellular component: non-motile cilium; intraciliary transport particle A. Gene Ontology annotation, biological process: non-motile cilium assembly; protein localization to cilium; intraciliary retrograde transport. Bases 1 to 3423 code for a protein of 1140 amino acids. Gene Ontology annotation, molecular function: protein binding. The record is from RefSeq and is a predicted model, not a curated record.